Messenger RNA from Arabis nemorensis, 972 nucleotides. The record is from the annotation of a GenBank genome assembly. Lineage: Eukaryota; Viridiplantae; Streptophyta; Magnoliopsida; Brassicales; Brassicaceae.
AUGGACGUUUUCAAUGGACUUCCCGAUCCGAUCGUUAUAGAAAUCUUGAACAAAGUCGGUGACGUCAAAACCUUACUUCGUUGCAUUUCUCUUUCCAAACGAUUCAAGUUGCUCGUACCUCAGUCCGAGUCACUCAUCCUCCGACUCAACCACGUCGUUACCACCAACGAGUCUGACUCUCCCGUCGGCAACAACAUUUUCCGAUCUUUAUUCAAGUCCUUUCACGGUCUCCUCUCUCUUUUCUCUAAACCAACUAAAGCGAUCCCAACCACGACUCUUUCUCCUAAUAUCCCUUCCACGAUUUUGUCCCGGUUUAACCGGGUUCGGAAUCUUGACGUAGAGCUUCCCGGCGGAGAUGUCAAGGUCGAGAAAGACGCCGUCGUUAAGUGGAAAGCCGAGUUUGGCAAAACCUUAAAAAGCUGCGUCGUAGUCGCUUUCCGUCCCGCCGCCACCGUGUCUUCUUCUUCUCCGGCGGAAGCCCUAGACGGUGAGUCAGACGCGGAGUUCGUGAAUGGACUCAAGACGCGCGUGGUGUGGACGAUAAGCGCGUUGAUGGCUGCAUCGUCUCGUCAUUACCUCAUGAACCAAGUCGUGAAGGAACACGAGAGGAUGGAGAGUUUGGUUAUGCGUGACAAAGAAGGAGAAGGGACGGUGGUGAUGGAAUCUGAGGGGCUGAGAGAGUAUCGAAAUACGGUGGCGCGUGAGGAAGAUGUGGAGCGCGUGGAGAGAAAUCGGAGGAGUGUUGUCCCGAGCGUGAAGAUGAGUAUGAGACACGCGCCUUCGCUUAAGCUUAAGAACGGUAUAUGUUUAGAAUCCGCUAUGCUCGUGAUCGUAAGCCCGAGCGAGGAAUAUUCCGACGUCGGAGAUGAAGAGAUGGCGACGGAGGCUUUCGCCAGAGAUUGUAUGUAUGGUGAAGCGGUCGUCGCCUUGUUAAAACGUAAGAAGAAUAAUUUAGAAAUGAAUUCGUUCUAA